AUGAUACUAUCAAUUGGUGGAACAACCUCUACUACACUACAACAACCUUUUCCAGAACUAUCUCAAAGAAAUAAAAGAAGAAUAUUAUCUAGUGGUUCCAAAUUCAGAAAUAGCCAGAGACCAAUCUCUAUGGAUCCACGAUCUUCUUUAUCAUCAUCAGACAAAAGUAAUGAUAAGCAUGCCAAUCCAAUUUUAUCAUCUUUAUCUAUUAUUAAUCAUUCAUCAUCACAUAACAGUCAGCACAAUAACAAUCAAGAAAAUAAAAAGCAACCAAAGAAAAGUAUGAGCACAACAAAUUUGAUGAAACAUGCUAAAGCAAUAGGUUUUGCAAUACCAAUAAAAUCACCAUAUACACCACCUACUUCUUCAUCAUCAACAUCUUCUUCUUUGUCAUUGUCUUCAAAACCAUUACCACCACCACUUCUUCAAACAAACAAAAAACUAAUUGAUUCAUUAUCAUCGUCACCACAAAGUGUACAUUCAGAUGCAACGUCAACCAAAUCAUUCGUUAAUUGA
Messenger RNA from Entrophospora sp. SA101, 516 nucleotides. The record is from the annotation of a GenBank genome assembly. NCBI's taxonomy places the organism in Eukaryota, Fungi, Glomeromycota, Glomeromycetes, Entrophosporales, Entrophosporaceae.